This is a messenger RNA of Rhipicephalus sanguineus (brown dog tick), 2008 nucleotides long. It is a transcript of the gene PIG-B, whose product is annotated as GPI mannosyltransferase 3. Gene Ontology annotation, cellular component: endoplasmic reticulum membrane. The coding region runs from base 167 to 1708 and encodes 513 amino acids. Gene Ontology annotation, biological process: GPI anchor biosynthetic process. Gene Ontology annotation, molecular function: alpha-1,2-mannosyltransferase activity. Lineage: Eukaryota; Metazoa; Arthropoda; Arachnida; Ixodida; Ixodidae. The transcript is spliced from 8 exons. The record is from RefSeq and is a predicted model, not a curated record.
UUAAGUGGCGGCGGCUACUUAGAAGAAGACUAAACGAAAGUGGGCCAUCGCUGCUGCGCCGCGCCCGUGCCUGUGUUCGAAUCUUGGUAUGUUUGAAGCAUCAGGGCACCUUGCCGCCGGGAAAAGCCGUUCAUUUGUUCCGAGCUGAAACGCGUUGCCAUCGUCGAUGGCUGACAAAGUGGAGCCAGCGACGAAAGAAAAGGUGAAAGCGGAAACGGCGAAACAAGAGGUCAUGGGUGCAGAAACGAACCAGGAGUUUCCCAAGAAGUUCUUCCUCUUCAUGUUCGUACUGUUUCGAUGCGGAGGGGCUUUUUUCGUGAGGACUGCGUUCGUGCCCGACGAGUAUUGGCAGUCCCUGGAAGUGGCGCACAAGUUUGUUUUCGGGUAUGGCUACAAGACCUGGGAAUGGAAGUACGCCAUUCGAAGCUCUGUGUACCCCAUGUUCAUAUCGGCACAGUAUUACCUGCUCAAGAUGUUCAAGAUCGACACUGUAUUCACAGUGACCAUGGUGCCGCGCCUCGUUCAGGCUUUCAUGUCGGCCAUCGGAGACUACUGGACUGUGGAAUUAGGCCGUCGCCUGUUUGGCUACGAGGGUGCCUGCUGGACGGCCGUGUCUCUUCUGUGCUCGUGGUUUCUGCACUACACUGCCUCCCGAACGUUGACCAAUGUUGCCGAGCAAGUGUUCACCGCUGGAGCCCUUUCCAUGUACCCGUGGGGCGGUCAGAAGCAGCCAAGAACCUCGUGGGGCUACCUGUGGCUGGUGGGACUGUCGUGCAUGAUUCGACCCACGGCCCUGGCCCUGUGGCUACCCCUCAUUGCGCUGCACUUUGCAAGGGCAUCACACUCCAGGGUGUUCCUGCUCAAGAGGCUAGUCUUCACAAGCCUGAUCUGCUUUGGGGCUCUGAUGCUGUGUGACCGGUGGUUCUACAAGCGGUGGGUGUGCACGCCAUGGAACUUCGUGAAGCUCAACUUUGUGGCCGACGUGGGUGCCCACUACGGCAAGCACCCUUGGCACUGGUACUUCACGAUCGGGCUGCCCGCGGUGCUGGCGCUGCAGCUGCUGCCCUUCGUGUUGGGCAUCCGAGUCGGCCGCUGCCGCCUCCUGGCCGCACUCGUCAUCUGGCACAUGCUGGUACUCAGCCUGGUGAGCCACAAGGAGUUACGCUUCCUGCUCCCCAUCUUCCCUCUGGCCAUGUGCGUGUGCGGGGCGGGCAUGGCGCGCCUGCCUCGCUCGUGGGGCAUCACGCUGGCCAUCGUGCUCGGAGUAGCCUUCUUCCCGCCCGCCCUGUACUUCGGCCUGUUCCACCAGAAGGGCACCCUGGAGGCCAUGGACUACCUGUCCAAGGAGCUGGACAAGCACCCCGGUGGCAGCACUGUGGCAUUCCUCAUGCCCUGCCACUCGACACCCUUCCACAGUCACAUUCACCGGCCCGACGUUACGAUGAGGUUCCUGACGUGUGAGCCCAACAUCAAGAAGAGGAAGCACCAUGUGGAUGAGGCUCGCGACUUCUUCCUGGACCCCGUCAACGGCCUGAAGAUGUUUGGGGUCGGAGGCAUGGCAGACUACGUGGUCAUCUACAACAGCCUGUACAAGCACAUGAUUGACUUUGUGGUGGACUAUGACUUGAAGUUCUUGAAGGGCUUCCUUCACACUCACUUCCCGACAGCUUACGUGGGCAAGGAAGUGUGGAUCUACAAGACUCACUAGCAGCAGCUCUUCUCUCGCGUGCUUUCUGAACUACUAGUCACGUGCAGUCUCUGUGUUGGGGUGGUCACACCGGGUGCUGCUGUCGUGGGUCAGUGUUUUUGAUGUGCGUUUGUGUGUGUGAAUGAGGGGUUGUGAAAAUGUGAAAUAAAGACAUCGAAGUGCCUGAUCUCAGCCUCAUAUCUCUACAUAUGCCAGGCACCUUGCUUCUGAAUGUAUGGGCUGCGGUAGUUUCAGCUUUUGCGGUUACAAUCUUUGCUCCAGGCAUGGCAGAGUGUCGGUUGGUAAUGUCAUAAUUUGUAU